UGUUCUUGUUUUCCGGGCUUAUUUCUUUUUCCUGAUAUCUUUAACGCUAAACCAAUCGAAGUUGUCUAUUAAGGAAGAAGAAGCCAACAUGGCUAAAGGACCUUUGAUCCCAGCUCGUUACAUCUUCACAGCGCUGGUCUCUAUCGGCCUGGCGAUUAUUUAUGGACUGAAGGUGAACUUGAGUGUGGCGAUUGUCGUCAUGAUCAAUUCAACUGAGCUUGCGUCUAUGGCGGCAUCGGAAGUCUCUCACGGUGGGCAUUAUGGUAGCACCAAAGACAACGGAACUGCUCCACAGGAGUUUGCUUGUGCAGCUCCAGUUUCCCAUUCCAACGUAACUGUCACCAUACAGGAUGGACCAUUCGCUUGGCCCGAACCUGUUCAAGGAUUGGUAUUGAGCGCCUACUUUUGGGGCUACCUUCUGACUCAGAUUCCCGGUGGAAUGAUAGCGGAGAAGUAUUCGGCCAAGUGGGUCAUCUGGGCAUCUGUUCUCGUCAAUGUUGUUUUCACUAUUUUAACACCGUUGGCUGCCAACAUAAGUUACAUCGCCGUCCUCGUUGUCCGUUUCAUCGAAGGGCUGGGCGCUGGAGUUUCUCUACCAGCCAUUCACGUUAUGUUGACCAAAUGGGUUUUACCGCAAGAGCGCAACCUGAUGUCGUCGUUGGCUUACGCUGGCAUGGCGCUAGGUACAGUCAUCUCGCUGCCAUUUUCCGGUAUCUUAGCCGCUGCACUCGGCUGGGAAUCGGUGUUUUACGUCCAAGGAGGUCUCGCUAUGAUCUGGUGCGUUUUAUGGCUGAUAUUUGUCUUCGACUCACCUGAAGAUCAUCCGCGCAUCCAUCCAGUGGAGUUGGAGCUUUUUGAAACGUCCAUGCAUCACGAUGACCACGAAAGUCAUGAAGCACCGAAGGAAGCAGCACAAUUAGAAGAUUCCAACAUCGCAGAAGGGUCCGUUGUUGUCAUGACUCCCGUCAUUUCAGACAAGCCUAUUGCUAAGAAAAGAAGAAAUAGCCAUCAGGGACAUCACUGGCACGGCUUCCACGGGUGGCAUGGAUUCCACGGAUGGCACGGAUGGCACGCCGGACACAAACAUCACGAACAUCCUAAAUUCCACAAGGAACACUUGAAAAAACAAGGCCAUCACGGAGCCCACGGCCAUCCGAAUUUGCCUAUCCCGUGGAAAGCUCUCGCUACUUCCGGUCCGUUCUGGGCUAUUCUGGUUGCUCAUUCGUGCAGUAAUUUUGGAUGGUAUAUGCUGUUAGUUGAACUACCCACCUACAUGAAGGCCAUCUUACGCUUUAACAUCAGUCAGAACGCUGGGUUAUCUGCGAUUCCGUACGUGUGUCUAUGGAUAUUUAGCAUUAUGUGGAGCAAUCGUCUAGAUUGGGCAAAAGGCAAAGGAUGGAUUACCACGACGACUGUACGCAAAUUAUCUACAGCUAUCGCCUCCUUGUUCCCUGCCGCUUGUUUUAUCGGCGUCAGCUUGGUGGGAUGUGAUCGCCAAGCCGCCGUGGCGUUGAUGACUCUUGGUACCAUGUUUGUUGCCGGAAUGUAUUGCGGCUUCUUGACCAAUCACGUCGAUAUUGCUCCGAAUUACGCCGGCACAUUAAUGGCUCUGACCAACACGGCGGCUACGAUUCCGGGAUUCAUCGUUCCCGUCUUUGUCGGACAGCUCACUCACGGAAAUCAAACAUUGGGCCAAUGGCAAAUUAUUUUUUUCACAACGGCAGCGGUUUUCGUCCUCGAGUUUGUAGUUUACACAGUUUUUGCAUCUGGAGAAGAACAACCAUGGAACCAUGUAGGGGUAGAUCACAAGCCUGAAUUGGAGAAGCAUACAGCAAAGGAAGUUCUUCACGAGUCCGAAAGCGAACAGUUAGAAGGAAAAACUGAAAAUCCUUAAAACAAAGGAAGUCAGAUUAUGUAAAUU
Daphnia carinata is the source of this 1921-nucleotide messenger RNA. RefSeq names its product putative inorganic phosphate cotransporter. The transcript has 12 exons. Gene Ontology annotation, molecular function: transmembrane transporter activity. The record is from RefSeq and is a predicted model, not a curated record. The coding region runs from base 89 to 1894 and encodes 601 amino acids. Gene Ontology annotation, biological process: transmembrane transport; monoatomic anion transport. NCBI's taxonomy places the organism in Eukaryota, Metazoa, Arthropoda, Branchiopoda, Diplostraca, Daphniidae.